AUUCGUUUUGCGCAUUCACAUGUCGGAGCGCCAUCUCUUCUGCCGGUAACUUGGUUUGGUGGGGUUUGUAGAAUAUUCCAGUCAAUCCUUUAUUUUAUCAGUUUGUGAUUGUCUACAGAAAAGAAACAUGAAUUUAAUAACUAUUUUAGAAAAGACGGUAUCUCCAGAUAAAACUGAACUUGAAGCUGCUCAGCAUUAUCUGGAACAAGCUGCACAAAACAAUUUGCCUGAAUUUCUGAAAUCGCUGUCAGAUGUGUUGCAACAUGCCGGUAACAGUCCAGUGGCUCGUAUGGCUGCUGGGCUGCAACUUAAGAAUUCCCUUACCUCCAAAGAUGCUGAAUUGCGAAAUCAGAACCAGCAACGAUGGUUGUCCUUUCCCGAAGAUGUACGCUUGUAUAUAAAACAAAAUGUUUUAGCAUCCUUGGGUACAGAAACAAUUCGUCCUAGUUCUGCUGCACAAUGUGUGGCAUAUAUUGCAGUAGCAGAAUUACCAAAUAGACAAUGGCCCAAUUUAAUUCAAAUUCUAACUCAUAAUGUUACAAAUGUCAACAGUACUGAAAUGAUGAAGGAAGCAACUCUAGAAGCUGUUGGUUACAUAUGUCAAGAUAUUGAGCCAGAUGUAUUGGCCACACAAUCAAAUGAUAUCUUAACAGCUAUUGUACAUGGGAUGCGUAAAGAUGAGCCAAGUGACCAUGUCAAAUUAGCUGCAACAAAUGCACUGUUGAAUUCUCUUGAAUUUACUAAAGCAAAUUUUGAAAAAGACUCUGAAAGACAUUUUAUUAUGCAAGUUGUCUGUGAAGCUACUCAAUCAAAUCAUACACAGGUUAGAGUUGCUGCCUUACAAUGUUUAGUGAAGAUCAUGUCUCUAUAUUAUCAGUACAUGGAAGACUAUAUGGGCCCAGCUCUUUUUGCUAUCACCAUGGAAGCUAUGAAGAGUGAAAUAGAUGAAGUUGCUUUACAGGGUAUUGAAUUUUGGUCUAAUGUUUGUGAUGAAGAAGUAGAUCUGUCAAUUGAAGCAUCUGAGGCUGUAGAACAAGGAAGGCCACCUACUCGUACUUCUAGAUUUUAUGCAAAAGGUGCUCUUCAGUAUUUAGUUCCAAUUUUAAUGCAAACUUUGACAAAGCAGGAAGAACAUGAUGAUGAAGAUGAUUGGAAUCCAUGCAAAGCUGCGGGGGUAUGUUUAAUGCUCAUGGCGACUUGCUGUGAAGAUGACAUCGUCCCACAUGUAUUGCCUUUUGUAGAAGAUAAUAUCAAACAUCCAGAUUGGCGUUACAGAGAUGCUGCCGUUAUGGCAUUUGGGUCUGUUCUGGAAGGUCCCGAUCCAAAUAACUUGAAACCAAUUGUAGAGAAAGCUAUGCCAAUGCUGAUAGAACUGAUGUCUGACCAGAGUGUUGUCGUGAGAGACACUGUAGCAUGGACAAUAGGCAGAGUGUGUGAAUUAAUACCGGAUGCAGUCAUUAAUGAAAAUUAUCUAAAACCUUUAUUGGAAGCUUUGGUAAAAGGAUUAAGUGCCGAGCCUCGUGUGGCAACAAAUGUUUGCUGGGCAUUUAAUAGUCUAGCUGAAGCAGCGUUUGAAGCAGCAGAAGUACCUGAAGAAGGUGCAGAACCCAAAACCUAUUGUUUAUCAGAAUACUUUGAAGUUAUUGUCCAGAAACUUUUAGAAACAACAGAAAGGCCUGAUGGUAACAUAGCAAAUCUAAGAGGAGCUGCCUAUGAGGCCCUUAUGGAAUUAGUGAAAAAUAGUCCAAGAGAUUGCUACAGUUGGGUUCAAAAAACAACAAUGAUUAUUUUAGAAAGGUUGCAACACGUUCUUGCUCUGGAAGGACACAUUCAGAGUACUUCAGAUCGUGCUCAGUAUAAUGAUUUGCAGUCAUUAUUGUGUGCCACUCUUCAGAGUGUUUUGAGGAAAAUGACUUCUGAAGAUGCACCUAAAAUAUCAGAUGCUAUAAUGACUGCUUUGCUACAGAUGUUUAAUUCUACUAGUUGUAAAUCAGGUGGUGUACAAGAAGAUGCACUUAUGGCUGUGUCUACGUUAGUCGAAGUGCUCGGUGAUAAGUUCCUAAAGUAUAUGGAUGCUUUUAGGCCAUUUUUGGCCCUGGGAUUGAAGAAUCAUGCCGAAUAUCAGGUGUGCACCGCCGCCGUGGGUCUGACGGGCGACAUCUGCAGGGCUUUGGGUCCCGUGGUGUUACCGUACUGCGACGACGUGAUGACCAUGCUCUUAGAAAACUUAGGGAAUAACACCGUGCAUCGAUCGGUCAAACCUCAGAUUCUUUCAGUUUUUGGAGAUAUCGCCUUAGCAAUUGGUACGGAAUUUAAGAAAUAUUUAGACAUCGUGCUUCAGACAUUGAUGCAGGCUUCGCAGGCUCAAGUCGACAAGUCCGACUACGACAUGGUGGACUAUUUGAACGAUUUAAGGGAAGGUUGUUUAGAAGCAUACACGGGAAUAGUCCAGGGAUUGAAAGGAGAUCAAAACACUCCCACUCCCGACGUACAACUCGUCCAACCUCACGUACCGUACGUAGUCCAGUUUAUCACCCACAUUGCUCAGGAUCCCGAUCAUUCCGACACAAACAUCGCCGCGUGUGCGGGUCUCAUCGGUGAUUUAUGCUCUGCAUUCGGUUCCAAUAUGCUCCAGCUUUUGGAUAACGAAUUGAUUAGCGAUCUGUUAUCCAAAGGACGGCGUUCCAAGGUUGCAAAAACAAAAACAUUAGCCACUUGGGCAACAAAAGAAAUUAGAAAACUUAAAAGUGCAGCAUCUUCAUGAUUGUUUCGAUGACCGGACGUCGAUGCCGUAAGAUACCAUCUGUUGCGUGCUGCGAGGCACCGGUUGGCUGUCACGACUGCCGCAGGAGGGGCAGUGCCACUAGUGUUUAAAGACAAGAGAGCGAGAGUGUGUGUGCAUGUGCUCCAUCCUUCACACCUUUCUGUAACUCCAGGAUAAAAAUCAGCUUUUUUACUCUAGCCAAUGUGAUGAUGAUUCCUUUACUUCUAUUCUUUGAGUCAGCCCACGGCUGUGUUCAGAGGUGGAAGACAGGGCACUUAUGUUGUUUCGGCCUUCCUAAGGCAUGCAGGUGCUUAUACCAAACGGGCAAGUCGUUGUAGAAGAACGGGAGAGACAGCAGGUCUGUUAAAACCCAUAUCUCCAGUUCGUUCCUCUGAGGAUGUACCGUUUUGCGGAAGUGCCUUUUUCAGGUGCAGGUUUUGCAACAUCUUGCCUAAGAUAUACUUCAGUUCCAUCGAUCAUCUCGAAGCAUCUGCAAGACCCAAAGAGGAAAAAAUUACGAUACCGGCAACUGUAAAAACAAAAUUUCUUCGAUUCUCACAAGGGUAACUGUAAAAACAAAUUGUUUUCAAAGAUUUUUUUGGAAUCGUGUUGGGAUUUAAAAUCGCGGACCAGUAAAACGAGGGGAAAACAUUCGAAAGGGGGAAACCAAAAGUUUGUAAAUUAUACCAACACUUUUAUUAUGCAAUUUAAAAUUCGAAAAAUAUUAUUUGAGGAGGCAGCUAACCAAUUAAUAUUUUUACACUAAUUUGUAAAAAACAACAACAAAUAUAAUUGUUCGUUUGGAGUCUUGUAAAAAAGAAAACAACAAUAACAAUGUCAAAAGUUAAUUUUUUUUUCUUUCGUUGUUUUAAAACGUGUGACAAAAUUUAAGAUCAGUUACCCUUAACUUUUCAGUUUUAUACCAAACGAGAAAAAAAAUCAACACAAAAAAAAAUGCCAAAUAAUGUAUGAUAUCGUUCAUGUUGCCUGUAUUUUAAUGUAUAAAGGAGUAUAUUUCUGUAUUAAUCAGCAGCUAUGUAGUACCUCUAACCUAAGUUGGCCAGUGUUUAGCCCUAUCUUUCUUACCAUUUCCUGCACAUCACUUGAUUUUUAAUUAUUUCGUUUUUUUGUUUCUCUUCUUGUCAAAAAAAAGUGAUGUUCUUCAGUUUCACUUUACCUUCAUGUGUGUGAGUGGGUGUGUGUAGCAGUCUUCUUUUUCAUUCUGUUAUUGCCUUGUUCCUUACUCGAUUCCCAUAAGUAGACAGUAAAAAAAAAUAAAAAAUUAGACAAAGCUGCAAUA
Centruroides sculpturatus (bark scorpion) is the source of this 4064-nucleotide messenger RNA. RefSeq names its product importin subunit beta-1-like (gene Fs(2)Ket). Bases 128 to 2764 code for a protein of 878 amino acids. Gene Ontology annotation, biological process: protein import into nucleus. The transcript is spliced from 20 exons. The record is from RefSeq and is a predicted model, not a curated record. NCBI's taxonomy places the organism in Eukaryota, Metazoa, Arthropoda, Arachnida, Scorpiones, Buthidae. Gene Ontology annotation, cellular component: nucleus; cytoplasm. Gene Ontology annotation, molecular function: nuclear import signal receptor activity; small GTPase binding.